AUGGUAUUCAAUACAGCAACUGUUGGGGGCGCGGUGACUCCUGUGGUCAUACAGACGUUCUUGAGCCAUUACCUCAACCGCAAGCCUCUUGCCCAAAAGCCCACGGCACAUGUCUCCUAUGAUGAAGGCCUGCAACUCAUUCGUAAAUUCCUCCUCUACGCCUCUUACCACACAGUCGAGGACCUCCAACGCUUCACCGCGCAAUGGGUUCCUCAUCCGCGCUGGGUCAAGGUUGACGAAGUCACCAUCUCCGAAGAGCACGUCAAGAAAGCCGCGGAGCACAUCCAAGAGCAGUUGGGCGAGCAUGGAAUUAAAAAGGUUGGCGGGAAGACGUGGUGGCAAUGGCGCAGGCCAGGUAGUGAAGUCAAGGCUGAGUGGAUCGAAAUGAGAUCUGAUUAUAACGAGAGAAAGGUUAAAAAAGAUCCGGGGAAAAGAGUCAUGCUUUAUGUGCAUGGUGGAGCGUACUUCUUUGGGAGUGUGGAUGAACACCGGUAUCAGAUGCAGAGACAUGCACGGAAGUUGAAGGCUAGAGUUUUUGCUCGUGAGUUUUCACGGUAUCGACUGGCACCUCAAUUCCCAUUUCCUUGCGGUCUGCACGAUUGCUUGGCUGCGUAUUUGUACCUUCUUACGGUCCAGGACCCAACGACGAUUAUAUUAGCGGGCGAUUCUGCUGGUGGCGGAAUGGUCUUGAGUAUGCUCGUGGUGCUGCGGGAUAGAAACCUGCCCUUGCCUGCGGGGGCUGUUUUAAUCUCGCCAUGGGUCGACCUGACUCACUCUUUUCCCAGUGUCGCUGGUGAUAAUCCGCUGGAUUAUAUACCUCCUCAUGGGCAAGGACGCAACCUCUCAAUUAUGAUUGAAGGCAAGCUGGUAGAGAUUAAAGACCAGAUUCAGAUGUAUGCUUCGAAUCAACUUAUUUCGCACCCACUCGUAUCGCCGGUUCUACAGCCAUCCUUGGGAGGGCUGCCGCCGUUGUUAAUUCUGACGGGAGGUGGAGAAAUGCUGAGGGAUGAGCAGAUUUACAUCGCCCACAAGGCAGCAAAUCCCAUCAUUUAUGCACCCGGAGACGUGUUCCUUGACGAAAGUCUCCACAACUACAACAGAAACCAAGUCAACCGCUGGAAACCCACUGAUGUUCAGCUACAAGUCUGGGAUGAUCUUUGCCACGUUGCUCCAACUUUAAGUUUCACUCGCCCUGCUAAAUACAUGUAUCGAUCGAUCGCUCAAUUCGGUGCAUGGGCUCUUGCAAGAGCACAAGAAUCCGAGAUUGACAUUUUGGAUGACGAUAGUGUUUCGGUUAUUUCGCAAUCUUCUGAUUCUGGUGAAGAGGACGAAGCAGUUAUGAGGAAGCAAGCGACUCAGAUUGAUACUCGGCAAGUCGCUGGGCAGGUUGGCAAGGCAGGUGACCCCCUUCCACCAUUCAAUAAACAUAUGAUCCGACAGCGAGUCGAUCGCCAUGGCAACAUAUUCAACCUGGAACCUGCAUCUGAGCUCCCUGCUUGUAACGUACCAGCGAGCGAAGUUGGAGUCAUUAAGGAAGGACCUGUCAAGAAAUGGAUGGCAGCUAAAAGAGAAUGGGAUACAAAAUUUGCAUCGGCUAAGCGCAAGAUACAGAAACAGCGAGCAAAGGAGAUGGCCAAAGGCUACGCUGAUUUCGGACACGGAGAGGUACCUCCUCCGUCUGCGUUGGCUGGCAGACGUAAGGCCGGAGACGACUUCAGAGAAGAGAAGAAGAGUCGAAGCAUGGGCAUGAGUUUGUGGGCGCUAUGGGGAAGUAAACAUGAUGAAAAGACUAUGGCAUUGGAGAAGGAAGCCGACAAAGAGCCGGAAACGACCGUUGCUUCUGCCGUAGAUGGAGCUGGGGCUCGCCCGCUUCAUGAUACCAAGACGAACCAGGGGAAGGAGAUGGAUAGAGGGCGGAAGCCCGGUCAUGAUCGCCGCAGAUCGCGUCGAAAGAAUGUUGCCGAUGAGCACCAGACUGGAGACAAUGAUGUGGAUCAGAACACACCAGCGUUUGAUCUGCUUACGAUUCGAAACCAGCAGGCUGAUACGCCACGCGAUGAACAUCUCACUCCGAUGCUCACUACUGAUAAUUCCAAUUACCCUUAUGGUACCCCCGCUACCGUUGGCAAUCAGCAGAGCGUCGAAGAAUACGAUCUUAAAAGACCAAAGGCAAACGGCAUUGCGUUCCCUUUUACUUUGAAAGGUUAUCAGAGCACAGCCAGCAUGACGACGCUCACUAGCGUUGUGGGAGUCCCUCCUGCGAGCGACGUCCGAAAUUCGGGGACGUUCACUAGCGGAGUAUCGCAAAACAAGACUGAUAUCGAUGCUUUGAAUUCGACAGGAAACAGUAGUGAGGAAGCAAAGGCCAGCAGAGAAGUCGAGCAACCAACCUCGAUUAUGGCGUCGUCGAAUGCUGGAGCUCUGGCUGCCAGUGAGAUCGAAGGAAAGGGCAAGGAGAAAGUGGUUGAGAAUGGAGAGGUGGUUUCUGCCGAGAGACCGCCUAUGGAAACGUUUUUCACGGCCACAGAUGUCACGGCUGUGUUGGAGAAAGCGCACAAGUGA
Molecule: messenger RNA, 2562 nt
Organism: Drepanopeziza brunnea f. sp. 'multigermtubi' MB_m1
Lineage: Eukaryota; Fungi; Ascomycota; Leotiomycetes; Helotiales; Drepanopezizaceae
Source: RefSeq, a predicted model, not a curated record